Dunckerocampus dactyliophorus (ringed pipefish) is the source of this 1019-nucleotide messenger RNA. It is a transcript of the gene mrpl10, whose product is annotated as mitochondrial ribosomal protein L10. Gene Ontology annotation, molecular function: structural constituent of ribosome. Gene Ontology annotation, biological process: translation. The coding region runs from base 22 to 747 and encodes 241 amino acids. The record is from RefSeq and is a predicted model, not a curated record. NCBI's taxonomy places the organism in Eukaryota, Metazoa, Chordata, Actinopteri, Syngnathiformes, Syngnathidae. Gene Ontology annotation, cellular component: mitochondrial large ribosomal subunit. The transcript is spliced from 5 exons.
GAAGCUGACUUCCUGUCAAAGAUGGCGGCGACCUUGUGUGUGAAAUUACUACCUAAACAAGGAUGGCUCCCCCUGACUCAGAGCGUUCGACACGGCUCCAAAGCUGUGACCCGCCACAGGAAACCUAUGCACUUUCUCAAACAGAAGCUGAUGGCUGUCACAGAGUACAUUCCCCCGAAAGCGCCUGCUCCUCCGGGCGCUUACCCAGCUCCAACCAGAGUGGUUGAGGAGAGCGCCUUUGUGAGGCUGCUGAAGAGGAACCUGGAGAAGGUCUUCCAGGACUAUAAGAUGGUCGCUGUGGUCCAGAACAACGGCUGCAGCGCCAAUGACAUGAUCAUGCUCAAGAACAGAUUGCACAAACAUGACAUCCACGUCAAGUUCUUCUCCAACCAGGUGAUGUGCUCGUUUGUGAAGGAGAGCGUGUACAGCAACAUGGCUCCUCUGUUCAUCGGGCCCACCGUGCUGUUUGUCAGCAAAGAACCCAAGGCCAAGGAAUUGCUGGCGACGCUGCGUGUCAUCCCACAGAUGGUACUACUCGGAGCGUGCAUAGACGACACCUUGCUGAGCGUGCAGGGCGUGGCGCACUACUCCAAGCUGCCGUCGGUCAGCGUGGUCCAGGGCGAGCUGGUGGGCGGGCUGAGCGUGCUCACGUCCCACACCGCCUCCUUGCUGCAGCGACACCCCGCCCACCUGGCGGCGCUGCUACAGCAGUACGUCACGCAGCAGGACACAGAGGAAGCCACGUGAGGGGACAGAAUGGACACUUAUUAGGUGCAUUUUUUGGGGUGAGGGCGGAGUGUGCAGUUGUUCUUGUCAUGAUCAUCAGUAAUGUCAUCUUUGUUGGCAUUAAAAGGCUUUUGCUGCGACGCUCUGUUUUGCACCAGCUAAUGAAUAAAUUCUGCCUUUCAGCCACCUUUCUUCCAGCGAGGGCCGCAUCGUGCCAAAUGAAAGGAUCCAACUUUGCCACUUGGAUAUUUUGGCUGUUUUUUUCCCCAAAUAUUUAAAUUUUCUUCUCGUAA